This is a messenger RNA of Penicillium expansum, 357 nucleotides long. Its product is annotated as PET191 family protein. The transcript is spliced from 3 exons. Gene Ontology annotation, cellular component: mitochondrion. The record is from RefSeq and is a predicted model, not a curated record. Gene Ontology annotation, biological process: mitochondrial respiratory chain complex IV assembly. The coding region runs from base 1 to 357 and encodes 118 amino acids. Lineage: Eukaryota; Fungi; Ascomycota; Eurotiomycetes; Eurotiales; Aspergillaceae.
AUGCCCAGCUCAUGCAACGAUAUCCGGAAGGCUCUGGCUCAAUGCCUCCAGGAGUCAGACUGCAUUAUGGUUCAGCGUCAUUCGCCCCGUGAAUGUCUCAGCUCUCCUCUCGCCGAGGAGUUACCCAUGAAAUGUCAGCAGCUACGGAAAGGAUUCAGCGAGUGCAAGCGUGGUUUGAUCGAUAUGCGCAAGCGCUUCCGUGGCAAUCAACCCAUCGCUGUAUCCAAGGAGAUGGACGGGCAACCCGGUAACUCGUCUGGGGGACAGCUAUAUGCCGGACAACCUGCAUACCAGACGGUCAAGGAAAUCAGCGGAAACGAAGUGCAGAUGGACCCCGAGAAGACAAGAGGUCUGUAA